Molecule: messenger RNA, 843 nt
Organism: Rhinocladiella mackenziei CBS 650.93
Lineage: Eukaryota; Fungi; Ascomycota; Eurotiomycetes; Chaetothyriales; Herpotrichiellaceae
Exons: 2
Coding region: 1-843 (280 amino acids)
Source: RefSeq, a predicted model, not a curated record
AUGCAUUUCACCUCACUUCUUCUCCUCCCUCUCCUCGUCGCAGCAGAUCAAGCGGCAUUGAAAGACAAGGUGGCAAAAUGGUUUGACAAGGCCAAGUCGUAUAUCCCCAGUGAAGCUCCUCCAAAUCCCAUCGAUGCUAGCACAGCCAAAGUCGCAGGGAAUGUGGUUGAGAAAAUCAACAUCCGCAAUUGGGAGCGCAGACUGUCCCCCAAGCCGGAUACCGAGGAAGAAUGGAUGGUAUACAUGACAGGAGGAAAUAAAAGUUGCUUCGGACGAUGUACACCGGUGGAUUUGAAGUGGAAUGAAUCCGUCCCUCUCCUAGCAGCCCUGCCCCAACCCGCAGGUUCUCCUCCCCUUCGUCUCGGUAUCGUCGAUUGCGAAAAGGACGAAGUUCUGUGCACCGCAUGGGCCAGCACCAUGCCGUCCGUGUAUCACUUUCAUCUUCCCAAGAAAUCUGAACCCCAAGCCAAAUCACCUUUGCACAUUGCGCCGCUGAACAUUUCCACCACCACUAUCGACGACAUCGUCUCCAUCCCCGCUGCCUCUAAGUCCCGCUACCUUGAAUACGUUGAAUACACCGGCGCCCUUCACCCGCUGGAUGGAUGGAUGGCUAAGUUCGGCCUCCUUCAGCCGUUUGGCUACGUCAUGUGGGGAAUUGGCAGCAUGCCUAGCUGGGUCAUGAUGAUUGGCAUCAGUUUCAUUUCGAGACAGAUCAUGAGUAGAAGAAUGGCUGGCGGACGCGGCAUGCCAACACCAGGCGAAGCUCAACAGGAGCCACAGGUCCGACUUGCCCCAGCUAGCCCUGCGACACCAAAGUCGGCGGGUUCGAAGAAGAAGAAAUAA